Brassica oleracea var. oleracea is the source of this 670-nucleotide messenger RNA. RefSeq names its product josephin-like protein. The transcript has a single exon. Lineage: Eukaryota; Viridiplantae; Streptophyta; Magnoliopsida; Brassicales; Brassicaceae. Bases 41 to 442 code for a protein of 133 amino acids. The record is from RefSeq and is a predicted model, not a curated record.
UGGUCUCUCUCUCAUCAACAUAAUUUCAGACAAAAAAAAUAUGUCACGAGGAGCAUGCAAAAGAGUAAGCUUUAGUCCUAACCAAGAAGCCACUGAGGAACCUAUAUUCCAAAAACAUCACGACCAGAGAAAGGUGGUCCUCAUUGGAUUUCUCAGUUUCGGUCUCAAGGCCUCGCCUACUGGAAGGAAGCUCAUCCGACGUAUACGAGCUAGAGUCGCCAAAACGCUGCGUUCUAUGUCCUCCGGGAAGAGUACGACCGACAAUACGUCAUCAUUGUUGCUGUCUUCAUCUUCUUCUUCAUCGUCUAUUUAUAUGAAGAGGUCCAAGUCUCUAGCUGAGUCGGAGUCUCACAGAGCAGAAGCUAUUGAAGACUGCAUUGAGUUCUUGAACUCUUCUUUUUCACUGUCCAGAUCAAACUCUGUCUCGACGUGGUCUUCUUGAUUUGACCGGUUAGGAUUCGGAUCAAAUGGAACUCCUACUCUCCUUUUCUUCUGGUGAAAUGUUAAAAGAGUUGAGAAUUGUGAAUUGAGCAUUGUGUAGGAGUAUUUUAAACUACUUUUCAGUUCACAAAAAAUUACGAGGUUAUUGACCUCUUUUCAACACUCAUUUUGAAACCUUUUAACCAAAAAAACAAGGAAAAAAUCCAUUGCAAAUCAUGGAUCAAGUUUG